This is a messenger RNA of Phyllotreta striolata, 2132 nucleotides long. The record is from the annotation of a GenBank genome assembly. NCBI's taxonomy places the organism in Eukaryota, Metazoa, Arthropoda, Insecta, Coleoptera, Chrysomelidae.
AGAACUGUCAGGUGCCAACCUGUCAGCAAUAAACCACUUAAAAUUUUCAUUCAAAAAAGGCUGAAUAGAAAAGGCUUAAAAUGACGGAGAAAACUACGAAAGAAAAAAAUGUUGCUACAUUUUAUGCGGAAUUAAACCGUUUCGGGCAGAAUGGCGAAUAUGAAAGAGCUCUGAAAGCCGCAAACAAGAUCCUUGGAGUUGCCCCAGACGAAUUUUUAGCAUUUCAAUGUAAAAUUGUUUGUCUAAUUCAAUUGUCCCGUUUUGACGAAGGUAUUUCUUUAAUGAACAAAAACCCUCAAUUUUUGCAGAAAUUGAUUUUCGAAAAAGCUUACUGCUAUUACCGUGCUAACAAACCCGAUGACGCUUUAAAAAUCAUCGAAUCUACAGAAGGAGAGCUUGACUACCGCAUCAAAGAAUUGAAAGCUCAAAUUUUGUACCGAUUAGAAAAAUAUAAUGAUUGCACUGCCAUGUAUCAUGAGAUUAUAAAAAAUACUCAUGAUGAUGACUACGAAGACGAAAGAUACACUAACCUUAGUGCAGCUAUGGUUCAUGUUAAUGCCGAAGAUAUAGUUGGUGAAAUUAACGACUUCAGGGAAAAUACUUAUGAACAAUGUUACAAUAAAGCUUGCUUGUUGAUUGCCCAAGAAAAUUAUACGGAAGCCGAGAAGAAGCUAAGACAGUGUGAAAAGUUGUGUAGAGAAAUACAAGAAGAAGAUGAAGCAACUGAAGAGGAAAUUGACAUUGAAUUGGCUUUAAUAAGAAUUCAGUUAGCUUAUGUUUUUCAAAAACAAGGGAGAAUAAAAGAAAGCCAGCAAAUGUACAUAUCGAAUCUAAAAUUGAAAUUAGAUGAUAUUGCUUUGAUGGCCGUCGCUAGCAAUAAUAUCGUUUGCAUCAAUAAAGACCAGAAUCUUUUUGAUUCCAAAAAGAAAAUGAAAGUUGCCUUAAACGAGGCCUUAACCUUUAAAUUGCCUUCAAAACAGAGGAAGUACAUUGCUCUAAAUAAUGCCAUUCUUAAUUAUUACAUAAACCAGACUGAUCAAUGUGAGAAAGUUUGCAAAGCAAUAGACGAUAAAUGGCCUGAACUUCGUUUACAAACGACUGUACUAAGGGCUUUAAAUCUUAUAAAAGUCGGCAAGACCCAAGAUGCUAUCAAUUUGCUAAAGGGUAUAAAAACCAAGGACGAUAAUUUAUACAUCAAUUUGUGCAUAGCUCAGAUUUACUUAAUGCAAGGAGAAAAAUUGGAAACUUGCAAGGUUUUGGAGAACAUAGGCGAAGACAGUUAUAAACCUGGAAUCGUUGGAGCCUUGACAACCUUGUAUUUAGGUAUCGGGGAAGAAAAAACAGCUCUUAAAAUCUUCGAAAGAACUGUUGAAUUUUACAAAAAGAAUAAGGUCAGAGGUGUUGAUUUGUCGAACUUAUGGCGACAAGCCGCAGAAUUUCACAUUAGGAAAGGCUUACCGCAAGUUGCUGCUAAUAGUUUAGAAGAACUAUUAAAAAGCAACAAGGACGAUAAGAAACUUAUUGCUCAGCUAAUUUUGGCGUAUGCAUUAUUCGACAAACCUAAAGCAUUGCAACUGAGCAACCAAUUAAUUUCAGUGGAUGAAUUGGCUAAAGAUGUAAAUCUAGAGGACUUAGAGACAACUCAACUGCCUACUAUUACUUACAAUAAAAGAAGUCCAGCCACUAAACAAGAAUCUUUACCUAGCACUCCUCGAGAAGAUUCUGUUAAAAAGACUAGAAAACAUAAGAAGCGCAAAGGAAAACUUCCCAAAAACUAUGAUUCCAGCGCUGCACCGGAUCCCGAACGUUGGUUGCCAAAAUACGAAAGAACUGGUUACCGUAAAAAGAGGGAUCGAAGAGCUAAAGAUGUCAUCAAGGGCUCCCAAGGAACAGCAUCUGGUCAAGCAGAACAAUACGAUUUUUCCAACAAACUUGUUGAUGAAUCUUCCGAUACUGGGAACUCUGUUGAUCCUUCUCCACGCAAUAAGCCUGCUCAGUAUCAGCAAAAGCGAAAUACGCAGAAGAAGAAGAACAAGAGACGUUAAAUUUAUUUCUGUUGGCGUUAAUUAAUUUGCUUUUUUUUGUAACCAUUUUUUGUAUAUUAUUGCUAAAUAAAUACAGUUACAAAGCCU